AGAGAGCAGUGUGUCAGACCAGACUAGGACCGUCGGAACCAGUACGCUUCCUCUAUCUGGGACCAUAAAGACCCUUAAAAACAAGCCGUUAUAUCACGGUGACAGUGGGAUCAGUGGAGGAUUUGCCUUUCGCUAGAUCAGUCGGCGUCCUUUGAUUCUCUCCAGCAACACCCUUCCUAAAAUGGGGUGAUUGUGUUUGUUCAUCAUCCAAUAAUAUCUAACCUGGUACAAGCGCAGGACCACACGUCUCCUUAUGUCGGAAGAUUCAGACUCCAAGCCCUAUCGCUUCUCGGUGCUGGAGGACCAAGAUGGAGCAUCAUGCAGCUCCAUGCCAAGGGGGGCCUCAGGGUGCAGCUCCAUGGCACAGCUGCACCGGAUAGGUGGCUACAGCCAAGGCGGGCCUGACUUAGGCCUCCCCUCAGAGGGCAGCGACAGCAGCGGUCAGGACCCCCCCACCUCGCCGCACAAGCAUCGCAAAAAUGCCCGCUCCCGAUCGCUCCCCGAGGAGGAUGUGGAGAUGAAGAGCAGUGGGUCCAGCGGGAGUGGAACUGAAUCGCACAGCAAUGAAAGCCACGGGAACGAGAGUCAUGGCAAUGAGAGCCACGGGCAUGCGUCGAUGGGCAGCUCCAAUGGCACCAGUAAAGAUUCUGCACUGCUGGAAUCAUCUGAAAGCAACAAGAGCUCCAACUCCCACAGUCCAUCCCCUCCCAGCAGCUCAAACGCUUUCAGUCUGCUGAGCUCAGAGCAGGACAACCCCUCAACCAGUGGCUGCAGUAGUCAAGAGUCCGCCAAAGCCAAGACCCAGAAGGAGAUUAUGAAAACUCUGAAAGAGCUGAAACUUCACCUGCCUGCUGAGAAGAGACAUAACAGCAAGUCCUCCACAUUGAACACCCUCAAGUAUGCACUGCGCUGCGUUAAACAAGUGGAAGCCAACGAGGAGUAUUACCAGCUGCUGAUGUCCAAUGACAGUCAACCUUCAGGCCUGGACGUAUCCUCUUACACAAUAGAGGAGAUCGACAGCAUUACUUCUGAAUACACCCUCAAAAACAACGUCUUUUUUGCAGUAGCGGUGUCUCUCAUCACAGGAAGGAUAGUCUACAUUUCUGAUCAGGCUGCGUCCAUCCUCAACUGCAAAAGAGAGGUGUUCAAGAACAGCAAGUUUGUGGAGUUCUUGACGCCACAGGAUGUCAGUGUGUUCUACAGCUUCACGACGCCGUACCGCCUGCCCUCCUGGAGCAUGUGCACUGGAGCAGAGUCAUCCCCGCCUGACUGCAUGCAGGAGAAGUCCUUUUUCUGUCGUAUCAGUGGUGGUAAGGAGUGUGAGGGCGAUCUGCAGUACUAUCCUUUCCGCAUGACACCCUACCGGAUGAAGGUCCAAGACACAGUGCAUGCUGAAGACCAGUUCUGCUGCCUCCUGCUGGCUGAGAGAGUUCACUCUGGUUAUGAUGCACCCAGAAUUCCAACAGACAAGCGCGUCUUCACCACAACACACACUCCAAGUUGUGUCUUUCAGGAUGUGGAUGAGAGGGCGGUUCCUCUUCUUGGGUACCUCCCCCAGGACCUCAUUGGCACACCAAUCCUCCUCCACCUUCAUCCCAGUGACCGACCGAUUAUGUUGGCUAUUCACAGAAAGAUUGUUCAAUUUGCAGGACAACCAUUCGACCACUCGUCUAUCCGGUUCUGUGCGCGGAAUGGGGAAUACCUCAUUCUGGACACCAGCUGGUCUAGUUUCGUCAACCCCUGGAGCCGCAAGGUCUCCUUCGUUAUCGGAAGACACAAAGUGCGCAUGGGCCCUGUGAAUGAGGAUGUUUUUGCUGCCCCAGUCUCCACUGACAGAGAGCUAAGGACAAUGGACUCGGACAUCCAGGAGAUUACUGAGCAGAUCCAUCGGCUCCUGCUACAGCCAGUCCAUAACAGUGGGUCCAGUGGCUACAGCAGUCUGAACAGAAAUGACCAUCUUGUUGGCAUGAGCUCCUCCAGCGAGAGCCUCAACAACGGCAAUGCAAGCAAGAUCCGACAAGAGGAGGAGGAAAUUAGCGGCAAAGCUAGACCGCGAACUUUCCAGGAAAUCUGCAAAGGAAUACAUCUUCAGAAGAGUCAGGAGCAGCAGACAACCAAGCUAGACAUCAAGAAAAGCUACGGCAUAGAGUCCGUACAGAAGAGCUCAGCGGUGGUGCGACUCAAAGACUCAGCAGCUCCCCUUAACUGGAUGGAGACUGGGGCCGCCAUGGACGAGAGGAGGCCCUUUCCCCAGGAGGAAAUGGCCCUUAAUGAUCAGACCGCCUACUCCUACCAGCAGAUCAGCUGUCUGGACAGUGUUGUCAGGUACUUGGAGAGCUAUAGUGCUCCCCUCACAAUGAAGAGGAAGUGCCAGUCUUCCUCUACCACCACUUCCUCUAACUCAGAUGAGGAUAAACAGAAACCCGACGGCAUGCAGGUGUCUGAAGAACCCGCCUUGUUGAAGGAUCGAGACAAAAAGUCCAGUGACGCGGCCACAGCGGUAGUGGGCACUUCGAUGCCCCUACCUGUACCUAGCAAACCAGAAAGUGUGGUGUCCAUAACCAGCCAGUGUAGCUACAGUAGCACUAUUGUGCAUGUUGGGGACAAGAAACCUCGACCCGAGUCAGAGAUGAUAGGGGAUGUCCAAGGAACAGGAGAGACGGUAGAAUCCAGCCAAAGUCCCGGGGCUCCUCUUUCUGUUGUUUCACCUCCCAGUCAGGAGAAGGAGUUCUAUAAGAAACUGGGGUUAACCAAGCAGGUUUUGGCAGCCCACACGCAGAAGGAAGAGCAGACCUUUCUGUAUCGCUUCAGGGAGCUUCGAGGACUCACAGCACUCAAAGAAAACUGCUCUCAGUAUCUGAAACGCCAGAAAGAACAUGUCGCCGGCGAAGCUGCACCCGUUGCACAAUCCUCCAAGCAGGGUGCGCGGCGAGGCACACGGAAUAAGAAGACCAAGUCAAAGAGAGCGAAGCAGAUGGAGUCCUCAGAUAGCACGGUGUCCCAUCACAGACAACAGCAUCUGCGGCCACGUCUUCAAAACCAUGGACUUAACCCGACCUCUUGGUCUCUCUCUGACACCUCUCAGUCAACGUUCCCCAUGGCCUAUCCCUCUGUGAUGCCCGGCUACCCCCUCCAGGUUUACCCCACAGCCGGCUCCAUAGCUCCCCACACAGACGCCACUCUCCAAGGCUUUGGGGACAAUCAGGGCAAGCAGGCCCCUCCCUGUCCUGCAGCCAUCCAUCCUCCUCCGUAUACCGCCCCCAUGGUCACACCUAUUGUGGCUCUAAUGCUGCCCAUACCCUACCCUCCAAUGGGCCCCGGACUGCCACCUCCACAGCCAGUGUACCACGCAACAACUGGCGGCUUCCCCACCCAGUUGCAGCCUUUCGGUCAGGCUGCUUUUCACACCCAGGGCCCCUUCACAGCCGCACCCUCCUUCAGUGUUCAGAACCAGUUCAACCCCCAGAACCACUCAGCUCUUCAAGCAGGCUUCUUGACCCCGAUGUUCAACUUCCCUCCAUCCUCCGAAGCGCCAAAGGCCCCCGUGAUGGAGGGCCAGUCUCGCUCCUCUACACCACAGUCUGGAGGAGGCGGAGGCCCGGCGUCCCCACCCCUGUUCCAAUCCCGCUGCAGCUCACCCCUCAACCUGCUGGAGCUGGAGCUGUCUGUGGACCGGCAGGAUAGCACAGCGCUCUCCUCUGGAGGACAAGGGAAUAACACAACGGAAAGGGAGAAAGCAAGCAGCAGCCAGGCCAAGAAGAGGGAGUUGAAGCAGCCAUCUCUCAGUCUCCUUGGUCCACCUGGACCGUUGUAUUACGAGAGCUCGCCCUGUGUCUGUGAGCGUAUGUCUUGGGAUAAAGUGAUCCCUAGGCUGAGGGCUUGCAGCAAAGAGGCCAGUUCACAAGGGUACGGGAACAACAGUGAUGCCAACUCUUUGUCGAGCGACCUGUUGGACAUUAUUCCAGAUGAGGACUCCUGCUCAGGCACCGGCUCGGCGACCUCGGGGUCCCUCGGCUCAGGGUCCAACGGCUGUGGAACUUCAGCCAGCGGGACGUACAACAGCGGGACAUCAAAGAGCAGGAUGUCAGCCAGUGGGACAUCCGGCAGCGGAACAGGAAGCAACAACAGCAGUAAAUACUUUGGCAGCAUUGACUCGUCACAGAACAGCCAGAAGGUCAAAGAUCACUCGAGCACUGGCGAAGGAAACCCCAUGGAGAUGGAGCAGAGCGAACAGUUCAUCAAUGACGUCCAGCGAGUGCUCAGAGAGGACCGAGAGAAGCUGAGGCUGCUGCACCAGAACCAGCCGCGCUUUUCAGAGGAGCAGAGGAAAGAGCUGAUGGAGGUGCACCCCUGGAUGAAGAAGGGAGGUCUGCCCAAGGCAAUAGACAUCAAGGCGUGCUACUGCUGUAACAUCACCUCAGAGGAAGCAGCGGCGGUGGCGGAGGAUCAGACGCACCUUGACAUGGGCGAUACAGACACAGGGGAGGACUGCCGCCAUCCGAGGCCCAGAGAGGGUCCCUCGAAUAUUUCCUGCCCCUGCCCCUCCAGCUCCAGCUAGAAAAUGAACUGCUCCAGACUUUCAUAGUGACAUUCAUCACCCGCCAGCCUCUUGUUCUGUACGACUGUGAAGAGGGACCUGCUUUACAUGAGGCAUCACACUGUCUCUGUCUUGCUCUCUAAAUGUCAGAGAAACAGUCAAAACUUUGGAAGAAUGUGAAUAUGCACGUGCUGGACUCUGUGACUAUGUAUUUUCUCAUUAUUUCUUUUCUUUGUAGCACUUAACAAAGCGCAGCAAAUGCACUAGUCAGGAGAUGCUGAGCCCAUUAAGUGAAACACAAUAUGUGCUCAUACAUCAGGCAGCACAGUCAAACACGUCAAACACACACAUACCUUCAUUCACAUGGCAGGAAGUGGCUCUGUGGUGUUCUCACUGCUGCGGUAAAUGGAUGAAUUCAGCGUUUUGUGACGUGCUUUCCUCAGUUACAACAACCCUCUGCUACGUCAGCAUGUGGCAAGAACACUCCGGUCAUGCAUAACCGUCAAGCACCAAACGAACGCACAAGUGCACUUUUUGGCCUCACUGAAAGAAAAGGGGGAAACAUGAGUGAGACUCCUGUGCUUCUGCUCUUUUUGCAUUUAGUCACAAAUUUAAAUGCAAAAUUGCUCAUGUUUACAGCAGUGAGCAGACAUGGACUCACCGUCACGGGCUAUAGCUUUUCAACACCUCCAUCCCCACUGUUAAACAAACUCAAAUUCUUCACUUAAGUACUGAAAAGACAGUACAAUAAAGUGCAAAAAGUACAAUAUUUUCCUCUUAAAUUAAGUGAAAUAUGAUAGAAGUAUUACAGAAGAGAAUAGAGGCCAGACACGAAGAAAAGUAAGAGAAAAAAUCUUGAAAUUAAAUUUGAAAUGUUGAGAAUAAUGUAAAAAAUGCUUAGUGUUACUGCCAGACCUAGGAAAAAAUAAAUCAGAGAAGGAUUAAAGAUUAGAGAUUAAAGUCGAACUUUUGAGCCGACGUCAUUCUCAACAUCUAAACUUUAUUCUUUGCAUUUUGACUUUAUUUUAAAAAUGCACAAAAAAACUUCUUAGAUAAAGUUAGACUUUAUUCCCAACAUUUCAACUUUAUUUUUUGUAAUGCAAAUAACUAAUAUCUUGCAAAACAAUUGGGAUUUUUCACUUAUACCUGUCCCUAGUAUUCUUUUGUAAAGUAUAAAGUAGCAUAAAUUGGAAAAUUACAUACUUUACUGAUUAUCCCCAGGCAGGAUGGAGGCGGUGAAAACAUUUGAGACUGCACUCAGAAAAGGGCAAUCAGGUGAAACACAUACUGUAAAGCUACAUGUACUCACAACCCCAUCAUGUUGUAUUGUUUCUGCAAAUUUGUCAUUCAAAAUUUGCAUUUUUCAAGCCCCCUAUGUUACUGCUAAUGCAGCUUUAGGAUUUUCCUCUCUGUGCAUAUUUCCAUUUAGUCUCUGUUUCAGUUUCAGCUGUGAAAACUGGUUUAUUUAAUGCAUUUUCAAUGCUUGUGUGAAUGUUUUCAAGUCUUUGACUGAGUGUAUAUACAUUUUUUUACGUACAGUAAUUGUUUCUGUAUAAAGAGAUUUUUGAUUAUAAAUUAUUUAUGGAAAAUCCAGCUUAAAGAAAAAAGCAGGACCAAGAUGAAUAAUAUUUACUGUAAAUACUAUUUUUUAAAUGUGAGUUGUUGAAUCAACACAAAGACGAAUCCACCCAUGGACUGUAAAAUAGGAAAGUAGCAUGUUGUUUAUGGUGGGUGAUAAAUAUAAAGUGAGGAGAAUAUUGAUGUUUUCCCCCAGUUUUAAAAGUGUGCCACAUAACACUUGAAAUGGUCUGAUGUUGCCCCCCAUAAAUAUGGAAAAGAGCCUCCUGAGCAUCCUGUGGAAGUGUCUGAAGCUCAUUACCGUUUUGUGUGGUCACCUCAGAAGUCGAAGUUUAGGGUUAUUGCACGGAUAUAAAGCAGCUCAGACAGAUGUCAAGUGACUGUGUGGAGCGCUUCCCUUCACUUUGAAGCUCGUCGUUCGAGACGAAACUGUGCUCUUCUUGAACAUUUACUCAAUUUGUCAUUUGUCUUUCUGUUAUUUGAACAGACACUGACAACAAUGCAACUUUUUUGUUUUUCUUUCAAAUAUUGUCUUAUGUUUGUUAGAUUUUCGCUAAAUAAAAUGUUGCUGAAUUUACAGUCA
Centropristis striata (black sea bass) is the source of this 6698-nucleotide messenger RNA. RefSeq names its product period circadian clock 2 (gene per2). NCBI's taxonomy places the organism in Eukaryota, Metazoa, Chordata, Actinopteri, Perciformes, Serranidae. Bases 254 to 4558 code for a protein of 1434 amino acids. Gene Ontology annotation, cellular component: cytoplasm; nucleus. The transcript is spliced from 24 exons. Gene Ontology annotation, molecular function: transcription corepressor binding; transcription cis-regulatory region binding. The record is from RefSeq and is a predicted model, not a curated record. Gene Ontology annotation, biological process: circadian regulation of gene expression; entrainment of circadian clock by photoperiod; negative regulation of transcription by RNA polymerase II.